Amphimedon queenslandica is the source of this 524-nucleotide messenger RNA. RefSeq lists its product as uncharacterized. Lineage: Eukaryota; Metazoa; Porifera; Demospongiae; Haplosclerida; Niphatidae. The coding region runs from base 34 to 423 and encodes 129 amino acids. The transcript has 2 exons. The record is from RefSeq and is a predicted model, not a curated record.
UUGUAUAAACUUUAACUGGCCAAGCCUUCUUUAAUGUUUAGGGGUGUGGCUAAGCAGUUAGCUCCGCCUCUAAACAUGGCCUUUAUUUUAACUGUACAAAGUGUAAGGAAGAGCUUCCAUCAUUUAUUUAGAAGAUAUUCAGGCAGCAAAGAGCCGCUUCCAUUUCUCAGUAGUCCAGCAAGAGACUACAAAUAUUUGGACAUAAAUACUUUAGGUAGAUCAAGAAGCCCAUUCUACGGGGUAACGAUUGGUGCUGGUCUCCUCGGUGUAUUGGGCUAUUUUUGCUUCUUUGUUGAUGAUGGCAGUGAUAACAGUAAUGGUGGCAAUACUGUUAAUGAAGGAAAAAGUGAUGUUAAUGAUGAAAGCAAGAACAGUGACAGUUCUUUGAAUAAAAAAGAAGCCAAGUCUUCUACUAAGAAUUAAUCUGUUGUCAUCGUAUCAUAUUUCUUGUUAUUAAUUUUUAUUUAUUAAUCUUUACAAGAGAAAAUAGACAAAAUGAUUCUCUUCUUUCAUAGUCUCUUAUG